Molecule: messenger RNA, 1353 nt
Organism: Yamadazyma jaroonii
Lineage: Eukaryota; Fungi; Ascomycota; Pichiomycetes; Serinales; Debaryomycetaceae
Source: the annotation of a GenBank genome assembly
AUGGUUGCAACGAUAAGAUCAGGUUCAAUCAAUCUUUUAAACACUAUCAUUGGAGCAGGUAUCCUUGCCAUGCCCUUUGGACUCAAGUCUAAUGGGAUAGUGUUUGGAAGUUUCUUGAUUAUUUGGUCUGGUUUAACCUCAUCAUUUGGAUUAUACUUACAAACAAAAGUCAGUAAAUAUACUGAUCAGCAAGAUGCAGUUUCAUUCUUUAGUUUGAGUCAAUUAACAUAUCCCAGUUUAUCGGUAGUGUUUGAUGCUGCCAUUGCCAUCAAAUGUUUCGGGGUGGGAGUAAGUUAUCUUGUCAUUAUAGGAGAUUUAAUGCCUCAAAUAAUGUCAGUAUUUCAAUUUGAAGGACUUUGGAUUUCUAGAAAUUUAUGGAUUUCCGUAUUUUUCUUAGGAAUUAUACCGUUAUCUUAUUUAAGGAAACUUGACUCAUUGAAAUAUACUAGUAUUGUAGCAUUAAUAUCAGUUGUUUAUUUGAUAGUCAUUGUAUUGAUGCAUUUCUUUGAUGAUAGUCAUCAAGGAGUGGAGGUUGAUUUUUGGGGUCCUAUUUCCAUUCAAUCAACAUUAAAAUCAUUCCCAAUUCUUGUAUUUGCUUAUACUUGUCAUCAAAAUAUGUUUGCUAUUAUCAAUGAGUUGAGACCUACCGAAUCAGGAUCAAAAACUCGUCAAUCCAAUAUUAUUAUUAGAACUGCUAUUUCAAUAGCGUGUGCUUGUUAUCUUACUGUUGGUAUUGCAGGAUAUUUCACUUUCGGAAAGGCUGUCAAUGGGAACAUUAUCUCAAUGUAUCCUCAAUCUAUAUCCUCAACUAUUGGAAGAUUAUGUAUUGUGGUCAUGGUAGCCCUUUCUUAUCCUUUACAAUGUCAUCCUUGUAGAGGUUCAUUGAAUCACGUUAUCUUUUUCAUACGUGAAAAAGUCAAAAAUUAUAAACAACCUAAUACUGAAACGGAAAAUUUAAUGAACGAUGCAGAAGAGAGCUUUGAUGAAAGUUUCAUAUCGACUACUCCUAUGGAAGGAUCUCAUGAUACCGACGGACAUGAUCCUAUUGUUGUCCCUUUAACCUCUAAAGACUUUUAUAUGAUCACCACUGGUAUCUUGGUAGCUAGUUAUUUACUUGCCAUUACCGUGACAUCAUUAGAACAUGUUUUAGCAUUUGUUGGUUCAACCGGUUCAACUUCAAUUUCAUUUAUCUUACCAGGGUUAUUCGGUUACUUAUUAAUCAUUCCAAAAGAUAGAAAACCUACCACUUUAGAAUUAUUAUGUAGAUAUGGUGGGUUAGCUUUAUGUAUUUGGGGAGUUUUGGUUAUGAUUGUAUGUUUAUCAGCAACCAUCUUCCUUGGAGCUACUCAUUGA